AUGAGUCAAACCCUCAUCCAAUUCAAAGUUACCGGUGAUGUUCAGGGCGUAAACUUCCGUUCAUACACCCAGAAAGAAGCCCAAAAGCUCGGUCUGAAAGGGCAUGUAUACAAUCACGAUGAUUCCAGUGUACAGGGUGUAGCUGUCGGACCAGCAGAUAAGAUCAAGCAAUUUCAAUCGUUCCUCUCUCAAGGUCCUUCAGCAGCUGAGGUUCAUAAUGUGGAAUUGAUCCAGAACAAACAGAAUGCAAGUGAAGAGGAGAUAAAGACAGCUUUGGGCGGUUCAAGUGGAUUCGAAGUUAGGCGAUAA
Kwoniella botswanensis is the source of this 309-nucleotide messenger RNA. RefSeq lists its product as uncharacterized. The coding region runs from base 1 to 309 and encodes 102 amino acids. The record is from RefSeq and is a predicted model, not a curated record. Gene Ontology annotation, molecular function: acylphosphatase activity. The transcript is spliced from 5 exons. NCBI's taxonomy places the organism in Eukaryota, Fungi, Basidiomycota, Tremellomycetes, Tremellales, Cryptococcaceae.